Hyalella azteca is the source of this 1892-nucleotide messenger RNA. RefSeq lists its product as uncharacterized. Gene Ontology annotation, cellular component: extracellular region. The record is from RefSeq and is a predicted model, not a curated record. Lineage: Eukaryota; Metazoa; Arthropoda; Malacostraca; Amphipoda; Hyalellidae. Bases 126 to 1106 code for a protein of 326 amino acids. The transcript has 6 exons. Gene Ontology annotation, molecular function: chitin binding.
CGAGCUAUAGAGACAACCACGAAGCUUGUUCUUGCCUUAAAAACUUCAAAGUUUUACCGAAAAUAAACGACGUUUUCAUCUUAAUAAUCUUAAUAAUUAUUAUUACAUAAUAAUUUUACUCCGCGAUGUCGGCGGCGACUCGAACCUUACUGGUAGUGAUUGCGCUCUUUAUUGGGACUGCGUCGGUGACAGCGCGAAAGAAGUGCAGCGCCACACAAAUGACUGCCUGCAUGAAUUGUUCACAAAUAGGAACUUGCGGCACUGAUCUGACAUUAACCGCUGCUGCAACGUGCUCUUCAUCGCAGGUUUGCCAAGAGUUCGGCAACACGGCGCUGUGCGUGACUGCAAACAGCACCAACGUGUGCAACAAUUGUGGCAGUCUAGCCACCGCGUGUGAUCCUUACGAUACGCGUAUUGUACACGCGUGUAUCCCCGGACAAGCUCCCCUACCAGUGCAAGAGUGUCCAGAUACACAAAUGUGCAGUGCAGGGGCUUGUGUUGAUAAGACAUCGUUAUCAGGACUGAAAAGUCCAGCUGAAGUUUGUGCUGAAAAUAUCGAUCCUUUAAAAUUUUACUCGCUUAAACCUGCAUGCACCUCGGCAGUGCUUUGUUCAGGAACCAACGUAAUUUUCAUUUACAACUGCACGUCAGGGAAUUAUUUCAAUCAAAUCUCAAACACAUGCAGAAGCCUCCCGGUGAAUCACUGCGAAGGCGUCACUACUGACGGAAUUUAUGCCCAUUUAACCAACUGUUCGAAUGGAGUUGUGUGUAUAGGUGGAGCGCUUACUGAUGAAAUUCAAUGUGGCUUUGAUAUGGCCUUUAGCGUUACCCACGGUUGUGCAAUGAAAGAUGAUACAUCCGUGUGUCCCGUAAUGGACGGGUGUACUACUACUAUACAACCAGCCGUUUGUUCUGCAAGCAACUUAAAUAUGCGAUACCCCCACGAGACCAAGUGUGAGAGAUACUACACGUGCCGGUUAAGAAGAGGUACCUACAAAUUCGUUGAGUCAACCUGCAGGGGAAAUUUGGUCUACAACCCUACCACCACCAAAUGCGAGACGCCAACUCUACCUUCCUGCCGCACCAGCAGAAACGAUGCAGCUUAAAGACCACGUCUACAGGAUUGUCCGUGUACGAUUCAUACGCAGCAAUACCUCCAAAAUAUUAUGGCCUGCGUAGUAGAAGCGAUGAAACCAUUGUAAUCGUUAUAAUCAUUGUAAUGUGUUUCCACCAUUGUAUCUUGUUACAACCAUCUUGUUGCACAAAAAUUGAGCCCCGAAAAACCCCGCAUGAUGACGGUUUUCAAAUGCAGUCCGGGCAGUUUAACCUCUGUUAUUUGGUUCUAAUAAAAUCUACUAGUCUCGCCGAAAAUUGAAUGAUGAGUUGUUUGUAAUUCAAUUAUGGGUCAAGAAUGCGACGUGAAUUCGUUAGAUCUAGAACCGUGAAUGAUAAUACUGGACUAUUCACCGAAUUAUAAGUAGCUCACGAUAGCGGAGAACGUACUGCAGUUGCUGUAGUGGAUAUUCGUCAUCGUUGGUUUUAACCAUGCCAACUCCGAUUUUAAGUCAUUAAGGCUUUUAAUCCAGUUUGGUAUUUUCCACUGACGGACUAAAGAAAAUUCCGGCUAGUUUCUUAUUCGAUUGUGACAGGUUUACGAUACAAACUGUGAGUCCUUAUAUCACAAGAUCUUCGAUUUAACAAACUGUUAUUGAUGGAAUUGUCUGGUAUUGUGGACGAUACCAACAACUGGGUUUUGUUUUCUGUUAGUGUUUUCUAGUUUCUGACUAGUUCCGCAUUGCCGGUCCCUGACACGUCACUUGCUCUUCUCGUAUUUUUAAGGCAUCAGAAUUGUGCACUAUUUAUUUGAGUGUUCGUUUUUGGUUUGAGAAAUA